AUGGCCCCAUGGAGCCGAGAGGCGGUGCUGAGUCUCUACCGGGCUCUGCUGCGCCAAGGCCGAGAGCUUCGCUACACUGAUCGAGACUUCUACCUUGCCUCCAUCCGCCGUGAGUUCCGGAAAAAUCAGAAGCUAGAGGAUCCUGAGGCCCGGGAGAGGCAGCUGGAAAAGGGCCUGGUAUUCCUCCACAGCAAACUGGGAGGGAUUAUUUAG
Molecule: messenger RNA, 213 nt
Organism: Physeter macrocephalus (sperm whale)
Lineage: Eukaryota; Metazoa; Chordata; Mammalia; Artiodactyla; Physeteridae
Gene: MIURF
Product: mitochondrial elongation factor 1 upstream open reading frame
Exons: 1
Coding region: 1-213 (70 amino acids)
Source: RefSeq, a predicted model, not a curated record